AUGUCAUUACUACUCAAUGUCUUCCUUGAGCAUGCUGUCAUGUGCACAGCAGUACCCAUAAUAUUUCUGACUACUACUAUUGCUGAUGCCCCUCUGUAUAAACCAAUUCAGUGCAAGAGUCAAUACACCAAUCAUCGUCACCUCUUUGUCAAGAAGAUGUUUUUUGAAAGGAGAUGGGGUGCAUUCAAUGCACAUGUCCUAGCGAAGUGUGAUGACCACUGGAUCACAUUGCCAAAUGCUGACUAUGUUCCCCAACCCUUCAUCUUCGAUGGAGAAACAAUCAUGCCCCUGCAUGAUGGACAGUUUGGCCAUAUAGACUGUUUUCAAUGGCCACAGUUAUUCACAGAACACUACACAUGGAGUCCAUGUUUCCCCCAGAAAGUGGCCUAUGGAGAUGACCCAAUGUGGAAGUGGCUGUGGUGGAACAUUACCCAGUCAGCAGAGGAUUUUGUGCUGGAAAGAGUGUCUGCCUUCAAAGUUGGCAGGAUUCAUGCCGACAAGUGGAAAUUGGCUAAAGAAGCACCCCCACUACAAAGGUCCUCUGAGACCCGAUUCAUGGCUGGGGUCAUGUCAGCAAUGUCUCCUGCAUCUGAAGACAUGCAAGUGUUGAAGACUGUUGAGAUUACAUGCCCUCAUGACAUAGUCACAGAUCCUGAGGUUUUUGAGGUCAGGCAGAUGCUGAAAUGGCACAGCACCUGGUACCACCCUGGUGAAUUGCACCACAGGCACACUCAACAAGGCCCAGUGAUUGGGCUUGAGCAAUUUGUGGCUCCCUGGCCAGAACCACCAUGCACCAGCAGUGGUGUGGCCUCGACUCCCACAAGAAUGGUUCCCAUGGCUUCCAAUGCUGCAAGUUCCAGCAGUGCAAGUUCAAAUCCCCCUGUGGGCUUGAGAGGAGCCAAGCCGUUGGUUGUUCUGAAUCCCAAACUGUGGGAAGACCUCAGCAAUCCAGCUAUUCCCCCUGCUAUGUCCACAUGGCACACUGCCCUGAAGGAUGUGAAUAAGGAUGCAAAAAGGGUUAGUCCCAAUGCACCCAAGGUAGCUUACUUCCUUCCCAGCCUGAGUCUGUUUGUGAGGGGCAAGUCCUCCAAUCACCAGCAGAGUCCCAAGCUUGUCAGCCUCCAACACAACAUACCUAGCCAUGUACAAUUCUGGGAUAUCUCAAUUUCCCUUGCAGACCUUGCUACCAUCGAUCAGAUGAUGAAAAGCAAGAUUUUAUGGGAUUUAUAUGAACACAACUUCUGGUUCAAGUUGGUCACUCUUGACCAUGUGAUGAUGCCUAGCUUGUGGUCCAAUCGGGAUUCAGAGUGGCUUGAUCACGUCCAGCAGAUUUUCCCUGGUGAUUCAGAACUCACCAUGUGUGCUGAGCCUUUCCCUCAGCAAAAUCAAGGCCUCAGCUCGUCUGACUUUCAAUCGAAAUGGGAGUAUGUAGAGAAGCUCUGGGCAUUACUUGCUGUAUGGCCAGGAUGCCCCUCAGACUUGGUGGAGCCAAUUAUGCCAUUAGCAUCAUUGUUGGAUGUCUGGGCAAUGGAAAAGAAGUUGGCUAUAUUUUAUGUACAGUCAUUCUUUGAUACUUUUGGUUGUUUUCCCCUUCUUCCCCACCUUAUUCCAACUGCACCACAUGGUUAUGGUUCAAAUACACACUGCAAUUGCAAUCUCAUUUUGUUUGUCACACACUUGCUGUCUCUUUCCCCAUUGCCCUCGCUAGUUGUGUGCAAAGGUGUGGUCCCCCUGUAUGAGUUACUGCCCCAACAAACCAGAUUCCUGACUUGCUCUGUGUGGAUGAUCUCGUGGUCCUUGUUGACCAUCAGACUGCUGAACCUUUGUGCCAUGUUCCUGGAACUGCAGGGCUAUACCUUCCUGUUGAGCACUUGCUCACCUUACCUGGCCAUCGCACUUUCACACAACACCCCAGUGAUUCCUCUGACCCACACAUCCAAUGCUGCUCUGCUUCGAGCACUGCUUGCCCAUUAG
This is a messenger RNA of Pisolithus orientalis, 1974 nucleotides long. RefSeq lists its product as uncharacterized. NCBI's taxonomy places the organism in Eukaryota, Fungi, Basidiomycota, Agaricomycetes, Boletales, Pisolithaceae. Bases 1 to 1974 code for a protein of 657 amino acids. The record is from RefSeq and is a predicted model, not a curated record. The transcript is spliced from 13 exons.